Messenger RNA from Sturnus vulgaris (Common starling), 739 nucleotides. NCBI's taxonomy places the organism in Eukaryota, Metazoa, Chordata, Aves, Passeriformes, Sturnidae. The record is from RefSeq and is a predicted model, not a curated record.
AUGGCGGCCACGCUGAGGCGUGAGGGGGGCAGCACUUCCGGGUUGGAAGCGGAAAUACGUCACCGCCUCAAUAGCAACAGAGAGACUUCCGGAGGGCAGGGCGCGGCUGUGGCGCUGGUGGCCGCGCUCUGGGGCACCAGUGGCCCCUUCCUGAGGGUGGCAGCGGCCACCACGGAGCAGCAGCCGGGCCGGGGCCGCCUGGGCCAGCUCCUGGCAGAGCUGCGAGUCCUGAGCCUCAACCGCAAGUACCUGGUGCCCUUCCUGCUCAACCAGGCUGGAUCCCUCCUCUUCUACCUCACCUUGGCCUCCACAGACCUGUCCCUGGCAGUGCCACUCUGCAACUCCCUGGCUUUGAUUGUGACCUUGGUGACUGGGAAAAUCCUGGGAGAGGACAUUGGUGGGAAAAGAGCUGUGGCAGGAAUGCUGCUCACCAUGCUGGGAAUCUCCCUGUGCGUGGCUGGGGCCUGAAGGAGCAGCAGAACCUGAUCCAAGGCUCCUCCCCUCGUGGCUGAGGGGGCUCCAGGCUCAGUUUUGGGAUGGUAAAAUCCAUGGAUGGCAUUCCCUGAGUGCCAGGGUGGCACCAGGCCCAUCCCAAGGACAGCCAGUUCUGUGCCUGAAGGGAUUUUUGGUGGCUGUUUUGGGACCACAAUGGUUAAACUGACCUGUUAGUACUGGAGGGAUAAGAAAUAGUUAAUAAAUUAUCCAGCUUUAAUAAAUUAUCCAGUGUGACUUCCUGGCA